Molecule: messenger RNA, 2431 nt
Organism: Melanaphis sacchari
Lineage: Eukaryota; Metazoa; Arthropoda; Insecta; Hemiptera; Aphididae
Product: fatty acyl-CoA hydrolase precursor, medium chain
Exons: 12
Coding region: 202-2316 (704 amino acids)
Source: RefSeq, a predicted model, not a curated record
CAUUAUAAUAUCAACUACCAUUGUAAGUACAUAUCGCGGCUAAUAGCAGUGCUGUAUAGGUAUGGGCACCUGUAUAGGUAGGUAGGUACCUAUCUCGGCGUCAUCGCUGAACAAUUUGCCAUUUAGCCAAUACCAAACGAAUUCAACUGGGCCAGCAGUCGACGCGGUUCAGCAAUAAUAGUGUCCGACCAAGCAGUUGCGAUGCUGUACGGGACCGGUUUGGCGUUCGUCGUCUUACUGACGUUUUGCGACGCCCUGUCGCGGCAAAAGAGAAUCGUUGGCGGAUAUCCGUCACUGAUCCCUGAAUCUGACGGGUUCAACGUCAGCCAACCGUCCCCCGCUAAGUCCAACAAUAACGUGGUCCACGUGGAAGACGACUACAGGACCGCCACGGUCACUGGCGUUAUGGAACCCGAAGGCUAUUACGCGUACAAAGGAAUCAGGUACGCCGAACCGCCGGUGGGGAGACUCAGAUUUCAGCGUCCGUCACUUGUUCGUCUUUCUGGAGAAAUCGAUGCUACAAAAUUUGGACCUCCUUGCCCACAGUUGAGUUCUGAUGGCAAUGUACUGGUUGGAAGUGAAGAUUGUUUAUUUCUCAAUGUGUUUACUCCAUUGAAGAAACCUAAUAAUACAAAUUAUCCAGUAUUGAUUUGGAUACAUGGAGGUGGUUUCUUUAGUGGUUCAGCUCUACAAUAUGGACCUGCCCAUUUAGUGAAAAAUAACAUAACUGUAGUUACAAUACAAUAUAGACUUGGAUCAUUAGGUUGGCUAACAAGUAAUUUAAAAAAUCUUCCUGGCAAUGUCGGAUUGUUCGACAUGCGUGCUGCUGUUAAAUGGGUUAAAGAAUAUAUUAGUUAUUUUAAUGGAGAUCCAGAACGAAUAGUUUUAUCUGGUCAAGGUAGUGGAGCUAGUGCUGCAACAUUACUGACAAUGUCAGAGUUUACUAAAGGAAUGAUAAGUGGAAUUUUUGCAUUAAGUGGUAGCCCACUGUCAGCGUUUGCAGUAGAUCCUAUACCAAAACAAACAUAUCAAAAUAUGACUGCAUUACUGGGAUGUGAUCAAUCUGCUUCAUUAGAAACAAUUAGAUGUUUACAAAUGUUAUCAAUUCAAACAAUUAUUAACUCUGAUUAUAAAUAUCAGAUUACAAAAUUAGGAAAAGAAGGAUACCUAACUGGAUUGGGUAGCUUAUUUAAUGUUGGUCCAGCUGUAGAAGGUAACAACGAUGGCAGAUUCUUACCAUUUUUUAUUCUAGAUACACCAUUACGAUUAUUAAAAAAACACAAAUUACCCGUAAUACCAAUGCUUACUGGUGUUAAUAAGUUAGAAACUAAAUCAGGAAUAUUAGGAAAGUUCAGAAAUCAAGUAUUAGACAAUUUAAACAAAAUACCAGACUAUGUUAAUAAAGUACUGCCACAGAAAGUUCUGACCACUAAUACAGGUUUAUUCAAAAAUGGAAGUGUAAAUAAUGCACUAAAGAACUUAUUUGAGAACAUUGAUUACUUAAAAUUAUUAUCAAGACUUGAAUCUGGGGCCAAAGAAAUCACUAAAGUUAUGCAAGGAACAACGGAUGCAUUAUUCAACUUACCAGCUUUUUUUACAUCACAUUUAUGGUCAAAACGCAGCAAUGCAUACUUCUAUAGUUUUGAACACAAACCAAGUAUUAAAUCUCCAGGAAAAUGGUUCUUGCCAAACAUAUUGGGAAAUCCCAAUAAAGAAAACUCCAAAAAUGACGGAACUAAUUCUCAUAAUGUUGAAGAUAAUGGAGAUCCAGGCCACGGAGAUGAAUUAAUAUAUUUGUAUGAUGUGAGGUCCAUUGAAGGUAAACAGAUUUCAGGAACUGAACUUAAAGAUAAAAAAGAUAUUGAAAUGAGAGAUAAUUUCACAUCAUUAGUAGCAGAAUUUGUAAAAAAUGGAAAACCAAAAUUGAAAAAAUUAGGUGAUGAAUGGCCUUCAUUCACUUCUUCAAAACAAUCAGAUUAUGUUGUACUCGAUGAGAAUUCACGUAUUGAAAAUAAGUUCCGUUUUUGUGAAAUGGGAUUGUGGGGUGGCGUCCCAGACAUAUUACAAUCAACAUACUGCAACUUGCCGGGAAUAUCUGAUAUAUUAAAAACAGUACCAGAUUUAUUACAAAAUGGUGUAUUAGGCGAUGUAACAGAAGGAACAGUUAAUUUACUAUCAUACAACACAAUUGAUGGAUUACUGAAAAAUAAUGUAUUAGUAAAUACAUUAGGAGGAAAAAAACCAGAUGCUACUACAAAGACCCCUAAUACUAUUACGCAAAAGCCAGCUCAUUUAUUAAACGGCUUACUUGGAUAGUACAUUAAACAAAUCAUAAGUUUUGUGUUCUAUACUAAGGUAAGACAUAACCAAAAUUAUUAGUAAAAAUAUAUUUUUAAUCUUAAUUUUGACAACUUAAGAAUAACAAUAAUAA